Molecule: messenger RNA, 449 nt
Organism: Racocetra persica
Lineage: Eukaryota; Fungi; Glomeromycota; Glomeromycetes; Diversisporales; Gigasporaceae
Source: the annotation of a GenBank genome assembly
AUGAUGACGUGCUUAAAGAAGCGUUUUCGUAUCCAACUAUGGGAGGUAACACACCACCAAUGUCUCCUCCAGGGAAAACCAAGUAUUCCACACAUUCUAUACUUGGCCCAAAUAGUGCUUUUGGUGAUACUAAUCCUGGGGUAACAAGUCUCUUUCCUGGCACAAGUCUAAAUUCAGAGUCAAGAAAACAAUCAGAACAAUCUAAAUGGUUGUAUAGAGAUCCGAGCGGUAAUAUUCAAGGACCAUUUAGCAGUCAAGAAAUGAAUGAUUGGUAUAAAGGAGGAUUUUUUGUACUUAGCCUUUUAGUUAAGAGGGUGGAAGAUACCACAUUUGAGCCAUUAGGAGCUUUAAUUCGAAAGACUGGUGAUGAUGAGAGACCUUUUUCAGCACCAAUUAUGGGAAAUAGACCGUCUUUAACGAUUUCUAUGCCAAACAAUUCUUCACGGUUG